This is a messenger RNA of Chenopodium quinoa (quinoa), 2364 nucleotides long. Its product is annotated as zinc finger MYM-type protein 1-like. Bases 1 to 2364 code for a protein of 787 amino acids. Lineage: Eukaryota; Viridiplantae; Streptophyta; Magnoliopsida; Caryophyllales; Amaranthaceae. The transcript is spliced from 6 exons. The record is from RefSeq and is a predicted model, not a curated record.
AUGCCUGAUAAGCCUCUUUCUAGCUGCAUUAAUAUUUCUAUGGACAUUUUAAUGAUAUACGAAGUAUUUGAGUUGAGCUAUACAUUGUGGCUAUGCCAUGAAGAAAAAGAGUUGAGUGGGAUCAUUUUGACAUUUCAUUGCUUGUCUAAUAUAUUUGCAGACAGGUUGAGUGGAGAGGGAGAAACCCUGUUGCCUGUUUCUAUCUACAAUCUACUUGCUCAUAUUUGUAUUUUAUGCUUUGAGGAUGUCACUGCAGAACUCAGCAUUGAAGCAAGAGGUUUUAUCUUUGGUCCCCCUAUUGCCUUGGCUAUCGGAGCAAAGUUUGUGCCAUUGAGAAAGCCAAGAAAGUUGCCCGUCGCUUUUGUGCUAAGUGGUUUGAUACUUGGACUUGGCUUGAGUAUAGUGUGGAAAAGGAUGCUGCCUAUUGUUUCCCUUGUUAUCUAUUCAAGGAUGAAUGUGGCCUUUGGAGGUGAUGCUUUUGUUAGUGAUGGUUUCAAAUCAUGGAAUCGAUCGGAUUUAAUAAGAAAACAUGUCGGUAAACACUUGAGUGCACAUAAUAAUGCUGUUUUAGCUAUGGAUUUGUUCAAGAAACAAAAUUCAAGCAUCACACAAGCCUUAACAAAACAAACCGCUGAGAGUACAAAUGCAUAUAGGACGCGACUUGAAGCUUCAAUUGAAUCUAUCCAAUGGCUUUUACUCCAAGGGUUGCCUUUCCGUGGUCAUGAUGAAAAAGAAAGUUCCUUAAGAAGAGGUAACUUUCUUUCACUUUUAUCCCUUAUUUCCAAAGGUAAUCCUGAAUAUUCUAAAGUUGUUUUCAAAAAUGCUCCUAGUAAUUGUCAACUUACUUCUCCUAAAGUCCAAAAAGAUAUCAUAAAUGCAUGUGCAAAAGAGACCACUAAAGCAAUGCUUGAAGAUAUUGAUGGUGGUUUAUUUUCUAUCCUUGCUGAUGAGUCCGCUGAUGUUUCUGACAAGGAACAAUUGGCUCUUUGUUUGAGAUAUGUUAAUAGAAAGGGAGAAGUGUGUGAGCGUUUACUUGGUAUUGUGCAUGUUGUAAACACUGCUUCUUUGACUCUCAAAACUACUAUUGAAUCCUUAUUAAUGGAGCAUUCUUUGUCUUUCUCUCAAGUACGGGGUCAGGGUUAUGAUUGGGCAAGUAAUAUGCAAGGUUCUAUUAAUGGCCUUAGGACUCUUAUAGAGAAUGAGUGUAAAGAAGCUUAUUUUGUCCACUGCUUUGCUCACCAACUUCAAUUAACUCAAGUUGCACUUGCUAAAAAGAAUUCAGAUUGUGCUUGGUUAUUUGUUGAUGUACUUGCACCUCUCUUGAAUUUUGUGGGGGGUUCACCAAAAAGGAAAGAGUUUCUUCGUGAAAAUCAAGCUCAAAGAGUGGUGGAUGCAUUGUCUCUAGGUGAACUUGAAACGGGUUCAGGUUUAAAUCAAGAACGUGGAUUAGGUAGACCUUGUGAUACUCGUUGGGGAUCUCACUUCAAGACAAUCUUGAAUGUACUUGAUUUAUUCCCUGUAAUCCUUGGUUCUCUUGAGGAUAUUGCAAAAGUAUCUGAUACAAUAGAUUCUAAUAGAGCUCAAACACUUACAAAUCUUCUGAUGUCCUUUGAUUUUGUGUUCGUGGCACACUUAAUGGUUAGUAUAUUUGCGAUAACAAAUGCUUUGAAUGUGGCCUUACAAAAGCACGAUCAAGACAUUGUGAAUGCAAUGGCCAUGGUUAAUGUAACCAAGACUAAUUUGCAAAAAAUGAGAGAUGAAGGAUGGGAUUCUCAUAUGGAAAAGGUAAUUUCUUUUAUUGGUGACUAUGACAUUGCAGUUCCAGAUAUGGAGGCUAAAUAUGUUGUUCCCGGGAGGAGGUUGUUUAGAGGUAAAUGCCCACAAGUGUCUAAUCUACAUCAUUUUCGAGUUGAAGUUUUUUUUGGUGUCAUUGAUCUUCAAUUGCAAGAACUUGAAAAUCGAUUUCCCGAAAUAACUAAAGAACUACUUGUGUGUAUGUCUUGUUUGAGUCAUGUGGAUCGUUUUUCUAAGUUUGAUAAGGAAAAAUUGAUUAAGCUUGCAAAAUUCUAUCCUAAUGAAUUUCCAAGUUCAGAAUUGAUAGCCUUUGGUCAUACACUUGAUAGUUACAUUUGUUCUGUUAGAGGAGAUGAAAGGUUUUGGAAUUUGAAGGGUCUUAGUGAUCUUUCAAUCAAAUUGGUUGAAACGGGAUUGUCUGAAACUCAUGAUAGGGUCUAUUUACUUUUGAAGUUGGUGUUGCUUCUUCCUGUCGCAACGGCAAGUGUGGAAAGAGUAUUUUCUGGCAUGAACAUGGAAGAUAUCAUGAAUCGAUAUCAAAACAUGAAAACUCGUCGAGAACUAUUUUAA